Megalobrama amblycephala (Wuchang bream) is the source of this 1023-nucleotide messenger RNA. It is a transcript of the gene arl3l2, whose product is annotated as ADP ribosylation factor like GTPase 3, like 2. The transcript is spliced from 6 exons. Gene Ontology annotation, cellular component: microtubule cytoskeleton; cytoplasm. The record is from RefSeq and is a predicted model, not a curated record. NCBI's taxonomy places the organism in Eukaryota, Metazoa, Chordata, Actinopteri, Cypriniformes, Xenocyprididae. The coding region runs from base 278 to 841 and encodes 187 amino acids. Gene Ontology annotation, molecular function: GTP binding; GTPase activity. Gene Ontology annotation, biological process: cilium assembly.
CAGUGUGAUUCCUCUCAGCAGCUACUAGAGAUAAUUCUGGUAAAGUCUCAGUGGGGGUGGGAAGGAGAGAGACGCUAAUUCCGUCUUUCCUAAUCCUCACUCUCAGUCUUCUACGCUUGUUGAGAGCGUCCAACACAACACAAGCUAACUAUCACACUCACAAACACCUGAAUAUGGGAGAGGGAUUGAGAUCACAGUGAUUUUACACACACAUCAUCCACAAACCUGCAGAGACAAAGGUAGAAUGUAAGACAACCGGAACGGGACAGAAGUCAAGAUGGGCGAAGCUCCAAAGGGUUUGCUGUCGGUAAUGCAGAAGCUGAAGGGAUCCACAGAGCUUGAGCUCAGGAUCGUUCUGCUGGGUCUAGACAACGCUGGUAAAACCACACUGCUCAAGUGUCUCGCCUCAGAGGACGUGAGCACCAUCACACCAACACAGGGCUUUAACAUCAAGAGCGUGGCCUCUCAUGGGAUGAAACUGAACGUGUGGGACAUCGGCGGACAGAGAAAGAUCCGUCCUUUCUGGAAGAAAUACCUAGAAAACACAGAUUUAUUGGUUUAUGUCAUCGACAGCACUGACAAGAAGCGGUUUGAGGAAACAGGCUUGGAACUGUCAGAGCUGGUAGAUGAGGAAAACCUUGCGGGUGUUCCCAUCCUCAUCUUUGCCAAUAAGCAGGAUUUAGGAACAGCAUCUCCAGCCAGUGAGAUGGCCGAGGGUUUGAACCUGCACACCUACAGAGACCGAGUCUGGCAGAUCCAGGCCUGUUCGGCGGUCACAGGAGAGGGAGUACAGGACGGUAUGAAUUGGAUCUGCAACAACAUCGUCAACAGGAAGAAAUGAACCUUUCUGAGCUGUACAAGCAUAUACAAGCAUAUAAAAUGUUCUUACUGAGUAUUCUUUGUAUUGUAUUCCAGUACAAAUAUCUAAAAAUCCCUUAAAUGGAGAUACAUUUUGCUAAAUGACUUAAAAUAUUAAGUCUUGUUUUUCUGAAAUUGUUUCAAAAUUAAGUGUGUUUGUUUAAA